AUGCCCAACGAGAUAAAGACCACCGUCGACCUCGUGCGCAUCGCGCAGCUCGAGCUCACGAGCGAGCACGACAACAAGGCGCUCCCCGGCGCGAUCACCACCGAGGGGGGGUACAAGGGCGAGCAGAUGUCGGGCAAGGCAGUCACGCACUUCACUACUUUCAAUCACGGCGUCGACGACGCGGACCAGAGCUUCAACGGCAUCUCCGUGUUCACCGGCUCCAUCCUCGGGCGUGCCGGCACCGUCGCGUUCACCAUUGCCGGCGGGUACGACAAGGCGUCGGACGUCGUCGAGGCGGAGUAUGUUAUCCUGGGCGCGUCUGCGUCUGGCGAGCUCAAGGGGAUCAAGGGCGCCGGCCACUCGGCGUGCUCGCCGGGCAAGAGUACUGGUAUCCCCGCGACCUUCAACGUCGAGUUUGCGUAGAGCACGC
Vanrija pseudolonga is the source of this 430-nucleotide messenger RNA. RefSeq lists its product as uncharacterized. The transcript has 4 exons. Lineage: Eukaryota; Fungi; Basidiomycota; Tremellomycetes; Trichosporonales; Trichosporonaceae. The coding region runs from base 1 to 423 and encodes 140 amino acids. The record is from RefSeq and is a predicted model, not a curated record.